Molecule: messenger RNA, 963 nt
Organism: Closterium sp. Naga37s-1
Lineage: Eukaryota; Viridiplantae; Streptophyta; Zygnematophyceae; Desmidiales; Closteriaceae
Source: the annotation of a GenBank genome assembly
AUGAUCCUGGUGGGUCCAAAGCUACCCUCAGCCCAUGACCCUGUCCAUGGAACAUUGAGGCACUGCACGGGGGUGCAGGAGGCCGUUGAUGCAGUGGAGUCUGGAGGGAAGCACACCACUGUGAUUGCAGUCCAGCCAGGCACAUACUUUGAGCAGGUACGAGUCCCCUGCAACAAGACACACAUUCUGCUGCGGGUGGCAUCGGUCAAAGAAAGGGGCUCUGGUGGUGGGGAGGUCCGGAUAGUCUUCAAUGCGCAUGCAGGCAAACGUAAGCACAGCAGCGGCGGCGGCAGCAGCAGUGGCAGUAUCAAAAGGAAAGAUGCCAGUGCUGCUGAGAGCUACACGACAUAUACUUAUGCAACUUUUGCGGUGGAGGCGAGCUAUUUCACAGCAGAGGGGAUAGUGUUUGAGAACGCAGCAGGACCGCAGUGUGGGGGCGCAUCAGGGCAGAACCAGGCGGUGGCGGUGCGGGUGACAGCGGAGCAAGCAGCGUUCCACCGGUACAGCUUCCUGGGGUGGCAAGACACACUCUACGUGCACCAUGGCAGUGCGUGGUUCAGGGAUUGCCGAGUGGAGGGAUCUGUGGACUUCAUCUAUGGAGGACCCAAGGCACGAGGCUACUGGAAGGGGUGGGGCUGGGGGUGGAUGACAGCUCACCGCAGGGAUCUCACCCAGUGGCCUGACGACACCAAUGGUGCAUUCGUUUUCGAUGCAUGCUCCAUUCAAGCGGCAGAUGCUUCAGUGCCUGACAGCUGUGCGCUGCUGGGACGGCCAUGGGGUCCAGAUGCGCGUGUGCUGCUGCAUGGGUGCAACAUAGGAGCCGUGGUGAAGGCAGAGGGGUGGAGCACAUGGAACUCUGCGACUGAUGUUUCUCGCCCUCGGUUCCUCGAGUGGGAGUGCACCGGACCCCAGAAUCAUAGGGUGGCAGGCAACACAAGAGGAGGUGGACCAGCUGGUGCCUGA